AAAUUCUGUAAUUCCUGAGGCGCAACUACUCACGUGCAUCAAAGCGUGCUAUGGACGUUUUCUUUGCGCUAUAGCUAGGCUUCAUACUUCUUAUCGAUUCUACCCUGCUAUCGUCCUGUCCACACGAAAACACGCACUUAGUUUGCCUAAAGAACAUGCAGUUGAAUGUUUAAGAGAAAAGAUAGGAGGCUUCGAUGUAGGAUUUGGAGAGAAGUGAGCGACUGAGACUCUAAUCUUGCAAACUAGGAAGCAGGUUUAUACAAGCGUUUUUGACCCAAGAGAAUCAGAGAUGAGCUGAAGGGUAUCAAGGGACACCUAAAGAAUGGUACGACCAGCAGAGAUGGCCUGCAAAGGCCAAAAGGGUGCAGGCAAGAAACCUAAUUCUGGCCAGAAGCCUGCUGGUGGGGCAGAAAUUAAAGUUGGAAAAGAUUCAGGUCGGGUGAAGGUUUUUGUGAGAGUUCGUCCCAUGAGAACUCAGGAGCAGAGCAGGAAAGAAGAAAGCUCGGUUGAAGUAUCCGAGCUUCAUUCAAAGAUCCAUGUGAAUGAUCCAAAACACAGCUGGGAAAAGGAUUAUCCAUUUGACCAUGUUUUUCCAUCUGGCUCAACAAAUGUGGAGGUCUGUAACACUCUUUGCAAGCCAAUAGUAGCCUCUGCUCUAAAUGGCUUCAAUGGCACGCUUAUGGCAUAUGGUCAGACAGGAUCAGGUAAGACCUACACCCUUAUGGCACCAGAUGGCAUUACAUAUGGUGUUGUUGAUAGAUGCUUCAGGAGAAUUAUGAAGGAUGAUAAGCAUGACUACAAGGUGUCAUUAUCAUAUCUACAAAUUUAUCAAGAAAAAAUCUAUGACCUGCUCAAUUCUACAAACAAGGUGGAGCUAACAAUACGUGAGCACCCGCAGAAAGGUAUCUAUGUGGAAAACCUGUCAGAAUUUGUUGUACGCUCCCCAAGCGAAGUUCACAACUUGAUAACUGUUGGGAGGAAACGUCUUGUGUUUGCAGAGACUAAGAUGAACAGAACAUCAAGCAGGUCACACUCAGUGUUAACUCUUUGCAUCGAGCGCACCCUGAAUAAAGGAGAAGCUACACAUCAAGACUGUGUGCCAAAAGACAGACGAAGUUCACCUCCACGAAGAGACUCUAAAGAUCUACAAAAGCUUACAGGAUCACCGAAAAAGACACUAGCAGCAUCUUCUACAGAUAAAACCCAAGACGAUGAGGAGGGUGAGGAGGAGGAGGACUCCCUAACCAAGAUGGCGUUGACGGACGAUGUGCUUAUCCGAGGACGGAUUCAUCUGUGUGAUCUUGCUGGGAGUGAACGGCUCAAGAAGACCCACGCAGCAGGAGACCGACUGAGUGAGGCCCAACACAUCAACUCGUCACUACUCGAACUCGGAAAUGUCAUUCACGCCUUGGCUGAAGCGGAAGAUAAGAAAACACACGUACCGUUCAGAAAUUCCACGCUAACGAGGCUGCUUCAGGAGAGUUUAGGAGGCAACUGCAAAACAAGUCUGAUAGUGUGUGUGUCUCCGUGUAUUAGUGACGUUAGCGAAACAAAGAGUACAUUGAACUUUGGCUCUCGCGCUAUGAAGAUCACUAAUACUGCUUAUGUCAACCUUGAGGUUGAUUACAAGCGGUUAAGUGACGAUUUGUCAAAAUUGCUUGAUUCUAAAGACAAAGACAUAGAAGAUCUCAAGUCAUCCUACGAGAACCGAAUUGAUAAGAUUAAGCAAGAAGCAGAAUUACAACUAAGUACAGCUAUGGCACAGGCACAGAUUGCGCUCUCGUCUGCAAGGGGCCUGUAUGAGUCACAGGAAAGUUCUCUUCGUGAUGAUCUGUCUAAUAAAAACAUGGAACUCGCUAAAGAAAAAGAGCUAUCCACUGCGCUACAAAACCAGUUAUCCUCCCUCAGUGGGUACCUAUACGGAGGAGUGAGUCGAACUAAGGGCGCUCUCCUAGCUGAGCUAUUAUCAAUGCAGUUAUUCUAUACCGUGAAGGAUCUACCAGACGAUGAACGGAGAACAUUAGCGAAACAAUUUUCCCAAGAGCACCCCUUUGAAGGAGAUCGAUUAAUCGGAACCAAGGCAAACGUCUUGAAGAAUACGGACAAAGUGUUGAAAUUAUUCAGAUCCUAUCUUCAACUGUUGAACAAGACUGGUAAGAAUUUGAAUAACUUAGGGUUUGGUUUAGAAAUGCUUCAAGGCCAUUUGACCAAAGAAGAGUCAAGUGCUGUUGAGACGCUCAUGAAAAGAUCGAAAAGCUCAGAAUUCGUACUGGAAUGCAUUGAAGAUGAUGAGUCACUGCUUCUGGAACUCAACAAGACAGACGAUGACAAGGCGGUCGAGUCGUCAGGCGUCCAUGAUCAUGCAAAGGACGAGUUGAACGGAGAGUUGCUUUUAGGUGAAGGGUUGAUGUGUCAGGCGAAAGCGCUUAGAGACGCUCUUAUGUGCAUCAGAACUUCACUGGAUGGCGAUGCCGUCGAGUUUCUACAGAAAGCGUUUGGAGUCCACACAGGAAGCAAUGGGGGAGAUCGAAAAGCAGUGUAUAAUGCGAUGAAAGAGUUUCUUCAACAUACAGAUGAUAAUGCUGCAGGAGAGCUUCCCUGCGACAAGUCCUUGCCUGUACAAUGCGUGGAAAUGGCUCUACUCGAACAGUCUCUUUGCCAAGUGCUCGUGGACAAGGCGCUUCAGAGCUCACUAUUGCUGCUAGACUACACUGAGUCACAGCAACAAUGUGACAAGCUCGUCACGGAUAACGCAACCAUUAGCAAAGAGCUGGAGAUCAUGAAGAUCCGGGUUGACGUACUCAGCUCUGAAAACAACAAGCUCAAUUCAAAACUCUCCGAAACGUCAACCUUUCUGAAAGACGUGAAAACGAGUAAGACUCGGCUGGAGAGUGAUCUAUCAUCCAUAUUUCAGCUGUACAACAUGCGCCCCACCCAGUCCCCCACGGAAGGGGAGAGCGCUAACUCGGAGGCCGAACUGGACUUUGGGAUCUCAUCACUUGUAGAGGAGAACGCGAAGCUUAAAGUGGAACUAAAGGAUAUCAACGUGGAGAAUGAGGAGCUUCAAUCGCAGCUUGAGUUAACUAAGGAGGAGCUCACUCGAGUAGAAGCAUUGCUAGAGACGUAUCGAAAGUCCAGCAGUAUUACCUCGUCCACCCCAUCGAUUUUACAAAAAUCGCCUGGCAUAACUGUUGAGGAGGACAUGUCCCAGGUCAAGCACAUGGAGGAGGACCUAGGAAACUUUCUCUUCUAUGUCCAGGAAGAACUAGCAAAGAUAGAGAGGAAUCAGACAGCCAUCGACGAGAACUCUCAACAAAGAGAAAAAAUAUCGAAUCUUAGGGAUGUGAUGACGAAGAGAGUAAGCGAAGAGUGGAGCAUUCGAAUUACUGAGAACUGCACCUUGAAAAAACAAGUGGCCGAUCUGAUUAAAAAGCUGGAAUCGGAACGAAAAGGGUACGAACAGCAAAUUAAAGACUUAAAAGCAGAACUUGAGGCUGGAAUGCAAGCCCGCAUUGAAUUGGAGAAUGAGCUUUUGCUUUACAGUGGCCAACUUACACUCCAGGUUGAGGCGCUCAACUGCUUGAAUGAUAGACUAACGGAUACUGAAUUAGACUCGCAGGAUCUUGUUUCUGGACGUACAGCUAAUAUUGUAGAGAAAACAGAACGUACGAUCAAUGAAAACGGUGCGUCGAUACACAAGACGACAUCUAAGGAUUGCGAGGACGGUGUUGAUUGGGAAGAAGACAGAAUCAUUAGCAUCCAGAGAGCAAGAUCGGACUCGCUCAAUACUGAAUUCGAUGAUACGGUAGAAAUAAAGAAAGAUGAACUCUUACAAGCAGAGAAAGAGAAUGAUGACGCGAAAGCCGAAUUAGAGAGUUUGAAGCGGAAGUUCUUGGAACUUGGAGAAGAGCUUGCUCACUCUGGGAAAUACAGAGAAGAACUUGAGAAAAGGUUCGAAGAACUUGUGAGCGAAAAGAAUGUGCUCAGGGCGUGUCUAGAGGAGUCGAGGAAUAAGUGUGCGGGGCUGCAUGACAGCCUGGAUGCGUCGUACUCUGGACAAGAGCAGCUGGAGGCCGAAAUUGAUAGCCUUGUGAGUCAGAACGAUGUCUUGAUGUCAGAGGUUAAAAAGAUGAAGGCAUCAAGAAUUGCUACUGAAAAGGACGUUGCAACAACAAAGACGUUACUCUAUUCCGCUGAGGUCAAGAACGGUUUGAUCGAAAAAAGAUUGAAGGAAAAGUGCAAAAAGCUGGAGGAAACAGCCAAUGCCCUCAAGCGCGCACAGGAAUCCUUGAAACAGAGCAAGGAGGAGUUUAGGGAACUCCAUGACGCUUACAUAAAAAUGCAGGUAGAGCAUGAAAACGAAAGUGACCGAGAAAGCCUGGUAGAAGUUAAACUGAAUAGCCAUACUUCCGAUACACCACGCGGGCGUAUUCAGUCCAUCAGUGCUGUAAGCAGAGCGAGGGCACAAGCUCGCAAACAGUCUCCAAAGAAAAGAAGGACGUUCAAAGUGAACUCUCCAAGACACUCCGAUCGCUCUUCGCCAAACAGCCGAAACAACUCCCUCUCAAGGCGACACGGUAGUCCUGCAACUUGUCGUCGGAGCCUAAACAGCGGGCCAGACUCACAGAAGAGUAGUCUGACUCGGGUAAACGCGCUCGUAGGCGAUGACAAACUUAAACCAGCUAACGAUUGCGACGAGGACAACAAAUUGAAGAACGAGCUCAUGUUAGCAAAAGAACAGUUGGUUCGACUGAAGUCCGAGCUCACCUCCUCCAAUAUUCAGACGACGGACAUCGGGUCUCAACUGUCAUGUCUUAGAGAUGAAAGCAACAAGCUUGAAGCUGAGCUUACCAGCAUGAAGCGAGCUCCCCAGGCUGAUGAUAAAUCCACCGCAACAAUACACCUGGAAGUGGAACUCUCUGACUGGAAAGAUCAGGCUAGUUCCCUACAGAGUGAGGUGGCGCAACUGAAGAAAGAUAAAGCUGCUGCGAUGCACAAAGUAAUUGACUCGGAAGAGCAAAUGAUACAACUGAGAAGUCGCCUCUACAAGACAGAAGAUUCCCUGGUCAGGAACCAAGACACAGUAAAGCUUUUGAGCAAAGAGAAUACGGACCUGAGGGUAGAAAUAGAGCGUUUAAGGAGCAGGUUGUCUGUUUACGCCAGUGAGACUGCUAAAGAGAUCGUGGAUGGUAAUGGCGAAGGUAAAGCAAAAUGCGGUGUUGUCACGAAAACUAAGUGGGAAAGUAUGAUGGAGGAUAAGAAGAAGUUGCAAAGCGAAAUCGAGGAGCUUUCCAAGGAUAAGCUUCGUCUUCAGGACAUGCAAUCGUUGGUGCGACGGUUAGUCAGCGCUGAAGACGAGAAGAUCAAUCUAAAGCAGAAAUUGCGACUCGCAUUAGAAAACUCAAAGCUACCCCUAGAAAGUGAGGAUGCUUCUCCAAACAUUGCCAUAAAUAAAGAUACAGUUGCGCAUUCAGUAAUCACGGUUUCCGAGAAGCAAUCCGAAGAUCUUUACGUAGAAAACAUGGCCCUUCGUUGCGAAGUAGAUGCUCUAAAAAUCUACAUAAGCAACCUCGAGAAUGAGCUGAAGUCACUGAAGUUCAAGCUAUCCGUGAGUGAAACCACCAACGGUAACACAAGUAAAAAGGUUCUCGGAACUUUGCUCGCUUCUGCGAAACACGAACGCGAAGAGUUACGGGAAACCCUCAAUGAGGUGUACAGCGAGAAAGAAGACACGGAGGAAGAAUUAAACGUUGAGAGGGUUAAAUCCGCUAAGCUCCAACGGGAACUUGUCAGGGUGUGUAAGGAAAAAGAAGAGAUGGACAAAGAGUUAAAACGCUUGCAAAGCGAGGAAGGAGAGGGCAGUUUGAUAGGUGUUCUAAGAAACUUCAUGGAAUCUAUCGGUGUGGCAAAUGCAAGCGAAAGAGAUAUCAAGGAGAUGGUUGUCUCCUUGAUAGCCUCAUGCAGUCAGCAGCGCCAUCCCAAAGUAAAGCAGAGUUUGGCGAGCAAUCAGAGACAUCGAGGUCUGGAUCACAGAGAGGACUUGCCCAAGAGGGGAGCAUUAAGAAAGACUGCUGAUGCUAGGCCAAACAAGCUACAAGAAGGGCCUAGGUACUAUGAUUUUAAUAAUAAUGAUGACUAACAAUUUCCCUUAUGCCCAUAGUAUAAUAUAUUAUUACUAAUAGUUAAAUUCAAGUAACUUUUGUUAAACCCUAACAAAAUAUAAUUCAUGCUUAACAUGUAUCAAGGUAUGUCCACAUUGGAGGUGUUUAAAAAAUUAAAGUGGAACAUUUAUGAAAGUUCAUAUUAAAAGGUUUUAUAAGUACUAUAUUCAGGUCAUGGAUCAAAGACUUCAAUUCUAAAGUCAAACAUUUUCAAACAGGUUAAAAAGUAUCACACAUAAACCUCCUGUAAAGUCUCAUUUGAGUGAUCGAUCAAGUCGAAGUGCUCUUACACGGCAGAGCCCUAACUAUGAACGUGAGGUUCCUGAGGGGAUGGAGCAGACAGAGUUCAAUGGCAAGAGUUUAGCUGCACAGUCAAGCACAAAAGUAGACGAAGUUUUAAACAGUGAAAUACAUAUAAAGCGGACAUGGUCAAUCAAAGAUUUAUUUAAACGGUCAAAGGCUACUAUGCCCAUAGCUGAGCCACUAGUCAUAAACCAAUGACAUUAAAUUAUAUAAAUAGCUAUUUUGUCUAAUUUAAGAAAUAAAAUCUAUUUUUAAAUCUAUUAAAUGAAGAUUAAAAUUGGUAAUUGGAUGAUAAGUUUGAAUUAGCCUGCAGAACAGGCUCUUAAAAAGCACCCCAGAAAAGCUGCCAGAACCGCUGCACAUAGCACUCCGCCAAAAGUAGGGCGAUUUGGUCGAGUAAGCUUGGCUAUUCCAGCUCGGCUUUUCCAUCUUUCAUGCAAGUAGGGCCUGUUAAGAAGGCUUAGUUUGAAUUAGUUUUAUGGACGAAAUAGAUUGUGAAAGGGUUAAAAGAAAGGUUUUUUUAGUAAGGAUCAUCGCUGUUACAGUGCAGCCAGUAAAAUAUUAAAAAGACCAAAUAUUUUUAUUCAGAGCCAAUUCUCAGGGGUUUCUAGUUGGGUUUCCUGUUGGUUGCUCUUCCCAGCCUCUCUUGCCUCAAGGUCACCCACAGGGAUCCCAAACAGACGCCCAGGGACUAGGCUGGUUUAUUCCUACCAACCACACAUGAGUUAUUCAAACCAUUAUCAACCUGGAAAAAAAAAACAUUCUACACAUUUUCACUGAAAACACUGUUUUAUUGGCACACUGUACAAGUUAUGGGUGACUUGAAUUUGUUAGGUGGCUUAUUCAAAAGGCUGCUUUUAGUGGUUUUUAUAUGGAAUUUCAUACUCAAAUUAAAACAACAUUUUUAUAGCUAAACACAUAUCUUUAUAGUUUGCAACUGGGAUUGUUUUUAAAAGAAUGUCUUUAAAUACAUGGAGUGAUUUACAUACAACAAAGUAUAAUAUAGCAAAAGAACAAAUAAUCACAGUAUAAAAUAUACAUCAAUAAAAUUUACAUUCUUUA
Molecule: messenger RNA, 7526 nt
Organism: Nematostella vectensis (starlet sea anemone)
Lineage: Eukaryota; Metazoa; Cnidaria; Anthozoa; Actiniaria; Edwardsiidae
Product: kinesin-like protein KIN-7I
Exons: 23
Coding region: 323-6139 (1938 amino acids)
Biological process (GO): microtubule-based movement; mitotic spindle organization
Molecular function (GO): ATP binding; microtubule binding; microtubule motor activity
Source: RefSeq, a predicted model, not a curated record